Drosophila montana is the source of this 486-nucleotide messenger RNA. Its product is annotated as C-type lectin 37Db-like. The record is from RefSeq and is a predicted model, not a curated record. The coding region runs from base 1 to 486 and encodes 161 amino acids. NCBI's taxonomy places the organism in Eukaryota, Metazoa, Arthropoda, Insecta, Diptera, Drosophilidae. Gene Ontology annotation, molecular function: signaling receptor activity. The transcript is spliced from 3 exons.
AUGCGUACACUAGCAUAUGAUAUCAACUAUCCAAGCAAACCUGCUGUUGACGUUAAAUGUGAUAGUGCUGAGACUCGGAAGUACAUCAGGAUUAGUGAGAAGUACUAUUUUAUUGAGAGAUCAAAGGUGAACUGGUUCGAAGCUGCACACACAUGCCGUCGGUUUGGUGGAGAUCUGGCAUUGAUUGAAUCAGCCGAUGAGAUGAAUAAUAUUUCAAAGUAUCUUGCAAGUCAGGACAUAAAUGGCUGGUUCUGGAUAUCGGGCAACGAUCUUAUCACAAAUCAUCAGUUCAUGUCUUUAGCAAACGGAUUGCCAUUGUCAUUUACUUCUUGGUCGGUUGGUCAGCCCGACUAUCCUGGUGUUGAGCACUGUGUGCACUUGUGGUUUAGAGACUCAGCCUUCCGAAUGAACAACUGGGUGUGCACUGAAAAGGCGAAUUUCCUGUGCCAGAGGCAGAAUUAUACGCGCUGCAGAGACUCCUGGUAG